UAUGUCUGUUACCUUAGAGACAUUGACCAGGAAGAUUCAUAUCUUGUUUAUAUUCACGUCAUUCUACAAGGACUUUUGAUAUAUAUAAGGCUGAUCAGGUAUCAUCUCCACUCAAAGCAUGAGCAAAAACAAUUGGACGGGUUUUGUAGUUUGUGUUCUCUUCAGUGGGCUAAUUCAUGUACAAGCACAACCAGAACCUUCAAAUGCUUGUCCUCCAUAUUGGAUUCAUCAUGGUCUGAGCUGCUACUCAUUCAUUACCGGACUGUUGUCGGACUGGAUGGAAGCAGUGACCUUUUGUCGCGACGUUGAUGCACAAAUUGUUGAGAUCCAGACGAACGAAGAGAACAAUUUCUUGAAAAACUAUCUUCUUCAUAAUCAUAAAAAUGCUGAUUUUUGGGUUGGGGCAACUGACGCUUUCGAAGAAGGACAUUGGCUUUGGAUUAGUAGUCAGCAACCUGUAAAGUUUACUGACUGGGCACCAAACGAACCGUACCAAGGAGUUGGCUUUGAAUGUAUGACCUUGACCGCUCGUCACGGUUUCCGUUGGAAUGACGAAAACUGUAACCAUAAGUGGGGAUUUAUCUGUAAGAAAGAGGCAGAAAAUGGAGGACCUAUAAUUAUUGGUUGAGCUGGAUGGAUUGAAUGUACUUCAAAAUAUUGUAGUUAUGAGGAAUAACAGAUUAAAAAUUUUAAACUUC
Molecule: messenger RNA, 698 nt
Organism: Magallana angulata
Lineage: Eukaryota; Metazoa; Mollusca; Bivalvia; Ostreida; Ostreidae
Product: perlucin-like
Exons: 5
Coding region: 119-628 (169 amino acids)
Molecular function (GO): signaling receptor activity
Source: RefSeq, a predicted model, not a curated record